AUGGAUUACCCUUCAGGAUCAGAUCCAUUUACAUCAAGACAACAUUUAUUACAUCAUACAUUUUCACCAUUAAUAUCAAUUGAAGCAACUCAUAAUGUUGAUUUAAUAUUCCAAUCAAUAAUAAACAAUAAUGAUAAUAUAUCAACAUUACAAAUCUUCAAACCAUAUGGGAAUAAUGCGAAAUAUUCAAUCAAUACUAAUAAUCAACAAUUUAAAAUUAUUAAUAAUCAAUUGAUAACAAAGAAUUAUCCUAGUUUCCCCAUUAGAUUUGAACCAUCAUUACCUGAUUUGGUAUCGGUUUUGAAUGCACAACUGAGAAACCCCAAAAAUUCCAACAACUUAGGUGGUAGUAAUAAUACUAGUAAUAAUAAUAAUAAUGGAUUAUUAUUGAAUAAAUUAAAUUCAAAUUCUUCACCUAGUUUAUCGAAUUCAAUAACAGAAGAGUUUAAAACUCGACUGGAAGGAGUACCGUUGAAUCAAUUAUUUAGUAUUAGUUCAUUAGAAGUUUAUUUAAGACAUAUGGCAAACCCAGAUAAUAGUAUUAACAAUAGUGGUGGAGGUGGUUCAUUGUAUUUGAAUUUUUUCGAUAAAUUAAUAACAUCAAAUCAAAUAACACCAUUUGAAACAUUUAAUCAUCCCAUAAGUCAAAUUUUCAUUAUUGAUUAUGAAACGGAUUCAAUUGAUAUAUUAAGAAAAUUAAUUGUUGAAUUUAGAAAUUAUAAUUUCCCGAAAUUUUUCCAAAUUGAUGAUUUAUUAAUUCAUGUAUUUAUAAUUUAUGAUUGUGAUAAAUUUGCUACUGGAGAUAUUAUUAAUUUCCAAAAUGAAAUUAAAAAUAAAUUGAAUGUAAAUACUACUGUUUUCCCCAUGUCAUAUAAUAAUAAUAAAGAAAAGUCCCUGGGUGGAGGAAUGGAAACAAAUACUAUAUCAUUAGUUGAAAAUAGUACUAUUGAAGAAGAAUUACAAAGAAUUUCUUGGAAUGAUAUAAACAAUUCAUUUGAAAUACCUAAAGUUGUUGAUUACACUAUACGGACAAAAUUAUACGAAUUUAUUAAUAAAUUUUUAAUACCUCAUAUGCAAUCAAAAGUUAGAUAUUGGGAUGAUCAAAUCUUACAACCUAAAAAAUCUAUAACGGGGAGAUUUUUCCAAGUUUCUAAAAAAUUUUUUAAUAGUAAUAAUAAUAGUGAUACUAGUUUAUUAACAAAUACUGCUAAAUCCUUCAAAAAUGGCGUUACUCAUGGGAAUUCAAAUUCAAAUUCAAAUUCAACCUUCAAUUAUAAUGAAAAUUAUUAUUAUAAAUCACUGCUGGAACAAAUACUAAGGAAAUUGGCUGAUUGGUCAUUAAUGUUAAAAGAUUUCAAAUAUGCUUAUUCCACUUAUGAAUUAAUUAAAAAAGAUUAUAGUAAUGAUAGAGCAUGGGUUUAUGUUGCAUCAACUCAAGAAAUGUGUAUUGUUUCUUUAUUAUUAGUUCAAACUCAACAACAACAACUGCCACUACAACUACAACUGCAACUGCAAUUACAUCAGCAAAAUAUUAAAUCAUUAAUUCCUGAUAAAAAUACUUUAAGAAAAAUUAAACAUGAUAUUAUUGAACCUUAUAUGGAUAAUUUAUGUUAUACUUUUAAAUCAAGAUUAAAUUUGAAAACAUUUAGUUUCAAAACCAUGAUUAUUGUUAUUGAAUUGUUACUUUGUAUGAGUCAAAUGUUUAAUAUUUCUUAUUGGUGGUAUGAUACUAUUGAAAAGUAUCUUAUUAAAUUAAAUAAUGAAUUCGAUCAGCAUUUAUCCAAUAUUAAUAAUAGCAAUAACGAUAAUAAUAGUAACGCAUUUCUGAUUAUAAAAGCCUUGUUAUAUGAACGAUUAGGUUAUAAUUCAGGUCAUUCAGUUUUUUUACUGUUGGAGAAUUAUCAUUUAUUCCGAAAGAAUUUUGAACGAAAUAGACAAGUACAACCACAACCACAAAAACAAGAACGAGAAGAAGAACAAGAAGAAGAGGAGGAGGAAGGAAUGUACGUUAAUGAACUUAAAUUGAGUACACCUACAAAUCGUGGCAUAAUUGGUACAACAAGAUUUCGAAAAUCAGCAUUAUGGUAUUUAUUAUCUAUGAAACAAUGGCAUUUACUGAAUAAUAAAUCACAAAUUGAAAGAUUAUUUAAUAAUAUUCAAUUAGUGUAUCCUGAUACUAAUUCCAACACCAAUAAACAAAAUGGAGAAGAAUAUGUUUGGUAUAAUCGAAAUGAUGGGAUUUUAGGAAUACUAGAAAAAUAUAUAGAUACCGACAAAUAG
Messenger RNA from Candida albicans SC5314, 2280 nucleotides. RefSeq names its product Gsg1p (gene GSG1). Gene Ontology annotation, biological process: protein localization to phagophore assembly site; endoplasmic reticulum to Golgi vesicle-mediated transport. Bases 1 to 2280 code for a protein of 759 amino acids. The transcript has a single exon. Gene Ontology annotation, cellular component: cytoplasmic vesicle; TRAPPIII protein complex; phagophore assembly site. Lineage: Eukaryota; Fungi; Ascomycota; Pichiomycetes; Serinales; Debaryomycetaceae. The record is from RefSeq and is a predicted model, not a curated record.